CUGGCGAAAGACACAACAAUUUCAGAAAUCAGACGGGCAGCAAGUGUCGUAGUUCAAUUCAUGUUGUGCAGUGUUGAAAAACCAAACUAAAUUCAAAAUCGGCUAAACCAGUUAAGAAAAGUGCUGAAAAUUGAAUACUCAUCAUUUAUACAUACAUCUAAGAAAAUAAAGAAAACCCUCACAAAACAAAUAGAAAAAAGGGAGCGAAAUCCUUAGAAUAAUAACCCUUAGUGUUUCAAAAGUGUUCAAAUUUGAUUGAUUGAAAUAAAAUUAUAAAACUGUGACCGUGACUUUAACAACGUGACUACAGCAUCACUGAUUUAAUAGUGAUUUGCUAAAUAAAAAAAUAAGGAGACAACAAUACGAUAGCAAACUCAGACUCUCGGUUGCAGCUGAAGGUAGCUGAUGUUCACGGGCUAAAAGAAAACAACAAUUGAAAGGAAAAUCCAUCUGCUGAAUAGAUUGCAGCACUGAAACGCUGCUAACAUCAAGAGGCAUUUGCGGCAUUAACCAGCAGCAACAUCGAUUUGUAGCUCCGUCCAUGGGCGCCGCGGCUAACAGGGUCCGGUGAAAAUGGACAAAGGCCGUGCGAGAUUGCCGCCGAAUUAGCAGAGAAGCCGCCGGAAAAUCCAACGCAAAUAUUUGCCAAAAAAAGAAAAAUCCAGGAAAAGAAAAGAGAGAACGAGGACACAAAGCCCACAAAAGCAAACAGAAAGAAGCCUUUGACAAUAGCCAAGGAAUUAGCCACAAAAGGAGCAGCGUACGCGGGUCCAUUAAGACAGUUCAUCAUCCAACCAACCAAUAUAUAGAGAUAGAUCCCAACCCCGGCUAGACUCUGGUCGUGGUCCACAUAAAUGACCGAGUCCACCCAGCUGCAGACGGCGGAGAAUAACAACGCGGGCGUGGUGAAAAUGGAGCCUCCGCCGCCGGCGACCUCCUCCGCCGCCGCUGCCGCCGCCGCCGCUGCACAUGCUCUAUCCUCGCUAUCCUCACUCUCGAUGGCGGCCACCGGCUCCUCCCUAUCGCCGGCCACGCCUCCACCCUCGGUGAAUCUGUCACAGGCGCAGCAUCAGCAGCAGCAGCAGCAGCACUAUGCCCUCAAAUGGAAUGACUUCCAGAGCUCGAUCCUUAGCUCAUUCCGGCAUUUGCGCGAUGAGGAGGACUUUGUGGAUGUGACGCUGGCCUGCGAUGAGCGUUCCUUUACCGCCCACAAGGUGGUACUCAGUGCCUGCAGUCCCUACUUCCGAAGGCUGCUCAAGGCCAAUCCCUGCGAGCAUCCAAUUGUCAUAUUGCGCGAUGUGCGAUGCGAUGAUGUUGAGAAUCUGCUAAGCUUUAUGUACAAUGGCGAGGUGAAUGUCAGCCAUGAACAGUUGCCCGAUUUCUUGAAGACCGCUCAUUUGCUGCAAAUACGCGGUUUGGCGGAUGUCAAUGGUGGUUAUCCCUAUUCCAAGGCUCUCUCUGCUGCCCUCAGUCACAGCAACAAUAACAAUACGACUGGCAACAGUCUCAGUCAUAACAAUAAUAACAAUUUGACUGAAAGCAGUAACCACAAUAAAAUCAACAGCUACUUAAUGCAGAAUCAAACGAGCAUCAGUAGCAAUAAUAAUGCAAGCAACAACAGCAACAAUAAUAAUAAUAGCAACAAUAACAACAAUAAUAAUAAUACUAGUGGAUCCCUGAACAGCAGCCUGAAUUCACCAUUCAGCACGCCACAAGUGCCGCCUCCAGUUACCGCCUCGAGUGCCGCCGCAGCCGCAGCAGCUGCUGCAUCUUUAACUGCUGCCGUUGCAGCAGCAGCCGCUGCAACAGCCAAUGCUGCAAGCAGCAGCAGCAGCAGCAGCAGCAACAACAUCUCCAGCGGACAAAGUGGCAAUGUCAGUGGCACACCAGCCAUCCAAGAGCUAAAGGCAUCCUCGGCAGCGUCGCCCGUAAGAACAACCAAUCCCAAUCCCAGCAAAGCCAGCAGCAAUCAUUGGGACCUGGUUGAAAUGGAGGGCAGCCGGAAGAGUCAUCUAACGCCGCCGCCACAGAAGCGCAUCAAGAGCGCUGAUUUGUUCCGUGCCCAACAUGGCAUCAGUCCGGAGCGGUUGCUUAUUGAUCGUGACUUUCCGGUGGCUGGACAGCAUCCGCUUACAAGGAAUCGCAGUGGUCGGGACACGUCCAAGGAUCGAGAGAGGAAUAUGGAGUUAAGGGAAUCGCUGCUGGGACAGGCAUUGGAGAACAGCAAUGGACAGCAGGCCAGUCAGAAGCACGAUCUUGGUCAGAGUGCGGGAGAGGAUUCAAAUAGCAGUGAUACGGAGCCCUCGGAUCGUGGAGAUGGUCAGCACGAUGGCACUCUUGAUGGCAUCGACAAUCAGCGCUCCCAUUCGUUCCCUAAUGCAUUCCUUGGCCUGCAGGGUAUUCCUGGUCUACUGCCAGGACCCUCUGGCAUUGGCAGUGAUUUCGUUUCCCGUCGCUCUCUGGAGAUGAGGGUACGUGCCACCGAUCCCCGUCCCUGCCCCAAGUGCGGCAAGAUCUACCGUUCGGCCCACACACUGCGCACCCAUUUGGAGGACAAGCACACCGUCUGUCCUGGCUAUCGUUGCGUCCUCUGCGGCACGGUGGCCAAGUCCCGCAACUCCUUGCACUCGCACAUGUCGCGCCAGCAUCGGGGUAUCUCCACCAAGGACCUGCCCGUGCUGCCCAUGCCCAGUGCCUUUGAUCCCGAGCUUGCCUCUCGCCUGCUGGCCAAGGCCGGGGUGAAGAUCUCCCCGGCCGAGCUGAGGGCCAGGGCCUCGCCCACCGGCGGCAGUGGCAGCAGUGGAGGUGGUGGUGGCGGCGGCAGCGGCCAAGCCAAGCUGGAUUUGAGCAAUGCCAGCGGUGGUCCACUGGACGAUGCGGAAGAUUCGGACGAGGAUCCCGAAGACCUUACCACCGGCAAUGGUCUGUAUGGAAUGGGAAGCAGCAGCGACCUGAGCCGCUACCAUGAGAGUCUGUUGAGCAACUUUGGUCAUGCCAGGAUGCGAAAUGAGGCAGCUGCAGCGGCGGCCACAGCAGCUGCUCUUGGCCAGCCCAAGGAUUUGGGUGUACAGCUACCAAGCAGCAAUGCCGCCGGUCAGUCCCUGUUGGACACCUAUCUGCAGUUUAUCACAGAGAAUACGUUCGGCAUGGGCAUGUCCCAGGAGCAGGCAGCCGCCGCUGCGUUGCGCGCCAAGAUGGCCCAACUGAAUGCAAUGGGACACAGCUUGGACAGCCUGCCGCCAGGUCUGCUGCCCGGACAGUUCGAUCUGAGCAAGCUAGCCGCUGGGAAUCCAGCCUUUGGACAGAGCGGACCCGGACUGACCAUUGAGCCUAUAAUGCGACAUGACCAGGGCCCAGGUAGCCUCUCGCCGCAUGGUCACGGACCACUGGCCCUUAACUCGGCCGGACGGAUGCAGGGACAUGAGGAGGCGGCGGACCACGAGGGCGAGAUGAGGCGCGACGGGUCGGAGCCAAUGGACUUGGGUCUAGACAACAACCAGUCGGGCAGCAACCAUGAGGUGGUCAAUUCCGAUGCCGAGGAUAAUUACUCGGAGGACGAGGGUGUGCACAACACAUAGAAGGAGCAGCGAGUUAGGGAACUUCGAUGAAUAUGAAUACGAGAAAAGAGAGAAACACAAACAGUUGUAUACCGAUUACCCAUGGAACAUAUGUAACGAGUAGCCUUAUCCUCAUGUAUACCAGUUUAUGUGUACGAUACGAUACAAUACGAUAGUGUACUAGAAUAGGACUAAAAUCAUAUUAUUUGUGCCGCUGCCAGAGCUGGCCUAGUAGAAUUCAAUGUUGUGCUUUUUAAACUACCUACCUAUACCCGAUAUAUAUAUAUACAUAUUAUAUAU
Drosophila serrata is the source of this 3857-nucleotide messenger RNA. It is a transcript of the gene ab, whose product is annotated as BTB/POZ-zinc finger protein abrupt. Lineage: Eukaryota; Metazoa; Arthropoda; Insecta; Diptera; Drosophilidae. Gene Ontology annotation, molecular function: protein binding. The record is from RefSeq and is a predicted model, not a curated record. Gene Ontology annotation, cellular component: nucleus. Gene Ontology annotation, biological process: regulation of transcription by RNA polymerase II.